Molecule: messenger RNA, 2761 nt
Organism: Dipodomys spectabilis (banner-tailed kangaroo rat)
Lineage: Eukaryota; Metazoa; Chordata; Mammalia; Rodentia; Heteromyidae
Gene: Begain
Product: brain enriched guanylate kinase associated
Exons: 7
Coding region: 166-1977 (603 amino acids)
Cellular component (GO): synapse
Source: RefSeq, a predicted model, not a curated record
GCCGCGCGGACGGAGUGCGCGAGCCCGGCAGGAGCCCCGCCGGCGAGCCGAGCCGCUCGGACGCGCGCGGGUUAAUCCCUCGGGCCCGGGAGGGGCGAGCCAGGCCCAGAACCCCAGAAUCCGGGGCAGCGGGGUCCCUGACCGACGAGGAGCGCGGGGCUUCCGAUGCCGUCUCUCUGGGAUUGCGCCUCUGCCGCAGACAUGGAGAAACUCAGCGCCCUGCAGGAGCAGAAGGGCGAGCUGCGCAAGCGGCUGUCCUACACCACGCACAAGCUGGAGAAGCUGGAGACCGAGUUCGACUCCACGCGCCACUACCUGGAGAUUGAGCUGCGGCGGGCGCAGGAGGAGCUGGAGAAGGUCACGGAGAAGCUGCGCAGGGCCUCCUGUGGCAGGAUUCAGAGCAACUACAUGGCGCUGCAGAGGAUCAACCAGGAGUUGGAGGACAAGCUGUACCGCAUGGGCCAGCACUAUGAGGAAGAGAAGCGUGCGCUGAGCCACGAGAUUGUCGCUCUCAACAGCCACCUGCUGGAGGCCAAGGUGACCAUCGACAAGCUGUCGGAGGACAACGAGCUCUAUAGGAAGGACUGCAAUCUAGCGGCCCAGCUGCUGCAGUGCAGCCAGACCUACGGCAGGGUCCAUAAGGUGUCGGAGCUGCCCUUGGACUUCCAGCAGCGCGUGAGUCUGCACAUGGAGAAGCACGGCUGCAGCCUGCCGUCCCCGCUCUGCCACCCGGCCUACGCCGACAGCGUCCCGACCUGCGUCAUUGCCAAGGUGCUGGAGAAGCCCGACCCCACCAGCCUGUCGUCGUGCCUGUCGGAUGCCUCGGCCCGCGACCUGGCCUUCCGCGACGGGGUGGAGAAGCCAGGCCCGCGGCCCCCCUACAAGGGGGACAUCUACUGCAGCGACACGGCCCUCUACUGCCCCGACGAGCGGCGGCGAGACCGGAGGCCCAGCGUGGACGCAUCCGUGACCGACGUGGGAUUCCUGCGGGCCCAGAACUCCACCGACACCGCCGAGGAGGAGGAGGAGGCCGAGGCCGCGGCCUUCCCCGUGGGCUACCGCCACGAGGCCUUCCCGGGCUACGCGGGCUCGCUGCCCACAUCCAGCUCGUACUCGAGCUUCAGCGCCACGUCGGAGGAGAAGGAGCACGCGCAGGCCAGCACGCUGACCGCCUCGCAGCAGGCCAUCUACCUGAACAGCCGCGACGAGCUCUUCAACCGCAAGCCCCCGGCCGCCGCCACCUACAACGGCGGCGGCCCGCGCUUCGCCAAGGCCGCCGCCGCCGCCCCGCGCGAGGCCGAGGUGGCCCCCGGCUUCGGACGGACUGUGUCUCCGUACCCGGCCGAGCCCUUCCGCUUCCCGGCCUCCCCAGGGCCGCAGCAGGCGCUGAUGCCACCAAACCUGUGGAGCCUGCGAGCCAAGCCGGGCAGCACGCGGCUGGCCAGCGAGGACCUCCGGGGCCAGUGGCGGCCCCUGAGCGUGGAGGACAUUGGGGCCUACUCGUUCCCCGGAGGCACCGCCAGCCGCGCCUCUCCCUGCAGCUUCUCCGAACGCUACUACGGCGGCAGCAUGGGCAGCCCGGGCAAGAAGGCCGAAGGUCGCGCCAGCCCCCUCUACGCCACCUACAAGGCCGAGAGCUUCUCCGAGGGCGACGACCUGUCCCAGGGCCACCUGGCCGAGCCCUGCUUCCUGCGCAGCCUCAGCCCCAGCCGCUCGGCCGACCCGCUCCCCGGCUACGCGCCCAGCGACGGCGAUGGGGACCGGCUCGGAGUGCAGCUGUGCGGGGCCGGCAGCAGCCCUGAGCCCGAGCCGGGCUCCAGGGACUCCCUGGGGCCCAGCUCCAUGGAGGCCUCGCCCGAGAUGCACCCCGCCGCCCGCCUCAGCCCCCAGCAGGCCUUCCCUCGGACUGGAGGCGCGGGGCUGAGCCGCAAGGACAGCCUGACCAAGGCCCAGCUCUACGGAACCUUGCUCAACUAAACGCCCCACGCAGGCCACGGCCACGGGCCCUCCUCCCCACUCCCGCUCCGGCCACGUGGCACCUACAAGGGUGCAGUUCCCUUUCUCCCAAGACACCCCGUUUCCCGAGCCCCUUGUCCAGGAGGAGGCACUCCUGCCUAACCCCUCCCCGCACCCCAGCCCGGUAGAACCCCCGAGGACAACCUGCUGUAUUGUCGACGUGUCCAGCCCCGGCUACCACUACGGACCCCCGCUUAGGUGUUUUCACAUCCCCACACCCUCCCAACCCGAGGUGAGCGCCCUCCCCUUUUAUAAAGCGAUACUAUUUUUCUAAGAGAAAAGGGUCUUUCUUAACGCCCCCGGCCUCCAGCUUCUGGAUGGCUGCCUUGGCGUUUCCAACACGAAGCUCCUUCAUCUCUUCAGUGAAGGUGCAGGGGGCUUGCCCAGGGCGAAGGCGAGCGUGCCCCAGGGAGCCCGGCCUCCGCCAGCGGGGAGGCUGCAAGGCAGUGAUAAGGGAACCCCAAAAUUCUGACCACUGAGAGGGGAACGGAAACCAGUGAGGGCACAGGAAAUGUCAAAAUCCAACUUCCCACAGUGCGGCCAGCACAGUACCCCCCCCCCUCCCCCCAGCUCCUUCAUGGCCCGCAGUCCCGAGUGGGGCCGGGACGAGGUCCCAGUACGGCCCGGUGCUCGCUCCACCCCGCCCCCCGCCCCCCACACCACCUCGGUCUACCUCAGACGUAUGAGGCCCCCGCCCCACCCCGGCACUCCCUCGUCUGUGAUGCAUGCCGUCCCGUUAGUAUUG